This is a messenger RNA of Yamadazyma jaroonii, 1209 nucleotides long. The record is from the annotation of a GenBank genome assembly. NCBI's taxonomy places the organism in Eukaryota, Fungi, Ascomycota, Pichiomycetes, Serinales, Debaryomycetaceae.
AUGCGAUCUGUCUACAUAGGAAUACUAGCUAUAUACUAUUACUAUAUCUAUAAGUAUUUGACUGCGACGCCGACAUCAGAGGCCCCCUAUACCUUCUCAGAGCAGGUUGGUAAAGGUAAACCCAAGUUAGCCAGUAACUCGUAUGUUGAUUUCAAAUCACCUCCAAGUCAUGAGAAACUAGGUAAAGAGAAUGCUACGAUAGUGAUGUUAGUAAGGAAUAGAGAAUUGGAGAGUGCCUUGAGUUCCAUGAGAUCAUUAGAAGAUAGGUUCAAUAGAAAUUAUCAUUACCCGUGGGUUUUCCUCAACGAUGUUCCUUUUACACAAGAAUUCAUAGAUCAAACGAGGCUAAUGGCGAGUGGUGAAGUAUUUCAUGAAUUGAUUCCAGCAGACGACUGGAACCCCCCUCCUUACAUUGAUGAAGAGAAACUCAAUGAAAACCUUGUAAAUUCAAGCAACGUCAUUUAUGGAGGAUCGAGAUCAUACCGAAAUAUGUGUCAUUUCAAUUCAGGGUUCUUCUUUAGACAAAAGAAGUUGAUGGAAUACGAUUGGUAUUUCCGAGUUGAACCUGAUGUACAAUAUCUUUGUGAUUUUGAUUACGAUCCUUUUACUUACUUACGGGAAACUGGUAAGAUUUAUGGCUUCGUUACGGCUAUUCAUGAAUAUGAAAAUACUAUUCCCACAUUAUGGCCCACAGUAGAAAAAUUCAUGUCAGAGUAUCCCCAUUUACUACAUCCUAAUAAUUCCCUUGAUUAUAUAACCACCAAUGAAACAGAGUUGAAUUAUUUGGUUCCUUUGGUGAAUUCUUCUUCUUCAUAUAAUCUUUGUCAUUUUUGGUCAAACUUCGAAAUAGGAAAUUUGAAUUUCUGGAGAUCAGAGGCAUAUUUAACUUACUUCAAUUACCUUUCUAAGUCUGGAGGAUUUCAUUACGAACGUUGGGGAGAUGCUCCAAUUCACUCUAUAGGACUUAAUUUGUUAGCUGAUAAAUCAAAAAUUCAUCACUUCGAUGAUAUUGGGUAUUAUCAUGCUCCUUACAUGGCAUGCCCUACUUCUAAGGAUUUAAGAACUUUCAAAAGGUGUAUUUGUAAGGCCGAAAUGAAUGGUGAAAUUAUCACUGAACCUUAUGAUGUGAGUAUUUACAGUUGUUUGAGUAGAUGGUGGAGAUAUGGAUCAGGAAAAAAGUUCAUCUCCGAAGUUGAUUAUCAUAGAUAG